Molecule: messenger RNA, 1034 nt
Organism: Phalacrocorax carbo (great cormorant)
Lineage: Eukaryota; Metazoa; Chordata; Aves; Suliformes; Phalacrocoracidae
Source: RefSeq, a predicted model, not a curated record
ACCGGCCCCCGGGACCCCACGCUGCCGCUGGCGGGGACAGGGGACACCGGGCCCGAGCCUCGGGACCCCACAUGGGACGGGGACACACACACCGGGAGGGAUCCCAGGACGCCCACGCGUGGGGUUCGGUGGGCAGCCCCCCGCCAGGCCCCUGGCUGGGGGAUGAGGACACUGGCAGCACCCCCGCCUACCGCGGCCUCAGGGGUUUUUGGGGGGCCCCGGGGCUCGGGCCGCUGCCCCCCCGUCUCCCCUUCCUGCCGCGGGGGUGGAGGGCGGAGGUGUGAGGGGGGAAGGCGCUCGGUGAGCCGACAUCACUCCAUUUUAAGGGCUUUUUGGGUUUCGGCGGCGCUGAGUGGCGCGGCCGUCCCCACAGCCUGCUCACCGGGGAUAUAAAAGCCGCCGGGGUGGGACGGCGAGCUCUCACCCGCCAUCACCCGCUGUCACCCACCAUCGCCCUCUCGAGUGGGCUCGCCAUGGCUGCCGCCUUCCUCUUGGUGCUGGUGGCGGUGGGAGCGGCGCAGGCCACGGUCCCCGAGCCCUGCCAGGGUGGCCCCGCAUCCUGGUGCCAGGACAUGGCCACGGCCACCCAGUGCGGCCGGGAGCAGUACUGCCGCAACCUCUGGGACAGCCUGUGGGAGAUGGCUGAAGAUGACAUGAUGGAGCUGGGCAAGGGGAAGAAGUGCAGCCUGUGCACCAAAAUCCUGGGGCAGAUAAAGGCGAUGGCAGGUGACGACCCCGACGAGGAGGCGGUGCAGGCGGUGCUGGGCAAGGUCUGCCGGACCGUGGGGAAGCGCCUGGGCCGCUUCUGCAAGGUGCUGGUGAAGAAGUACCAGGAGCAGAUCAGCGACGCGCUGCAGAACGGCGACCAGCCCAAGGACACCUGCGCCACCAUGGGCUUCUGCAAGGCCUGAGCCUGGGCUCAGCCCUGCAGCCAGCUCCGAGUGCCGCCUUCCGAACCCCGACUGCCCUCCCAGCCCCACCUGCUGCCGCAGCCCCCGGCCCCCCCUCCCCGUGCAAUAAAGCAUCUCGCCCUG